AGUUACUACUAAUGUCACAUAAAGAGGUUGAAAACUAACCAAUGCAUGGAAGUCCUCCAGAUUAGUAAUUGGCUGAAGGACCCAUAGAAAACCGUUAAUGUCGUGAUUUCAUUUGCUUAAUUUUAUUUGUUGGAGCAACUGUCGCAUUUGUUGUAAUUAUAUCAAUGGGAUUCAAUCAAGGGAAACCAGAAAGAUUAAGUUAUGCGUAAUUUGAAUAUUCUAAUGAUAGUUAUGACCCUAAUGGCAGAGCAUGUGGACAUGAUGAUGGAGUUUUUAAUGCUCCUUACAUCUAUUUAGUAGCACCUUUAGUAGGUUAUCUAAACAGAUCAGUUUGUGUUACUAAAUGUCCGAAUUGGCAAGAGGGAGGAAAAUAACCAACACGGUAAAACAAAAAUUUGAAUUUUAGUUUAGAAUGUGUUGUAAAUAAAGUUAUAACAAACUGUUCUGAAAGAUAUUCAUAUGAUGGAGUGACUGAUAUAAGAGAUUUUGAUACAAAUUAUUUGAUUAAUUCAGAUAAUUAUGCCAAUACACCAUCAGUUGAAAAAUUAUUUAACUAUUCAACAUUUAUUUAUAAUUCAACUAGUGUUUUAGAUAGAUUGUGUAUACCAGCAGGUGAUAAAUAUGUUGAAAAGAUAUAUGGAAAUAUGGAUGAUAUAGCAUCUGUUUAAAUGUAAUCUUAAUAUAUAUUUAAAGAUUUUAAUAAUGGGUGGCUGAUAUAAGAUUGACAUAUAAAAUUAUCUUUGCAUCAGUUGGAAUAGCAUUUGCAAUUGGAUUAUUUUAUAUGUUAGUUAUGAGAUAUUGUGCAGGUACAUUAACAUGGACAGCCAUUUUUUUAUAUUUUGUUUGUAUUGUACUUUUUAUUAUUUAUCUAAACGAUAAAGCUAAUGCUUAGUAAAAUAAUUUUUAUUUAUGAUUUUAAUAGCAAGACUAGAGCAGCACUUAAUACAGCUUAAGGUAUAGCUGAUUCAGAUAACUAAGACUUGUAGACUUAUUAUGGUUUGAAAGGUUCUAUGAUUGGAAUGUGUAUAAUAGGGGGAUUAUCUUUGUUAGGAUUGUUAUGUUACUUUAAUAGGAUUAGAAUGGCAAUUGCUGUUAUAAAGACAGCUGCAUUAUUUGUAAUGGAAGUACCCUCAGUUAUGUUAGUUCCUCCAGUUUUCUCUCUUUUGGUUAUGGGAUAUUGGGGAUUAUGGAUCAUAUCAUUUUUUUAUAUCUAUUCAAUGGGAGAUGUGAAAGGAAGUAGUGAUACACCUUUAGCUACAGUUGAAUGGAAUGAUAACAUACGUUAUUAUUUGAUUUAUCAUUUAUUUUAUGGACUAUGGUCUAAUGCUCUUCUUUAGGCAUUCUCCUAAUUUAUUUUGGCAUCCUCUGCUUGUCUAUGGUAUAAUAUAAUAUUAAAUAUUUAGGUUUUAUUAACGUAGUGAUGGAUAAUUAAUUCAUUUUUAUGUUUUGGAAUCUGUGAAAAGAUCUAUUAUUUAUCAUUUUGGUUCAUUAAUUUUUGGUGCAUUAUUAUUGGCCAUAGUUCAAUUUAUUAGAUUUUGGUUAGAAUAUAUCAAUUAUUAAAUGAAAUAAUUUUAAGGAGAUCCAAAAUAACCAAUGAAAUGUUUUAUAGAUUGUUUAAGAUGUUAUGCAUCUUGUUUUGAAAGAUUUGUGUCCUUUAUAAAUAAAAAUGCAUUUAUUUAGAUUGCUUUAACAGGAGAUAACUUUCUAACUGCAGCAAAGAAUGGAUUUUAUUUAGCUUGGAAUAAUGCAGGAUAGUUUGCUGUAACAUCUGGUAUAGGAAGUGUAUUUUGCACUCUAUGCAAAUUAUUUAUUGCAUUUUCUACAACUUUUCUAUGUUAUAUGAUUAUAACAACAUCCGAUGCUUAUAAAGAUUAAUUGAAUUCUCCAAUCGUACCUACAAUAUUAUUCUUUAUCAUUUCAUAUGUGAUUGGAGAUCUUUUCAUGUCAGUUUAUGGAAUGUCUAUUGAUGCUAUUUUAUAAUGUUCAAUUACAGAAUUGGAAUUAAUUAAGGCAAAUCCUGGUUUAUUGAAGAAAAAUAGAGCCCCUUAACCUAUAUAAGACUUUUUGGAAGAACAUAAAAAAUAAUGA
Messenger RNA from Paramecium primaurelia, 2088 nucleotides. The record is from the annotation of a GenBank genome assembly. NCBI's taxonomy places the organism in Eukaryota, Ciliophora, Oligohymenophorea, Peniculida, Parameciidae.